AUGGAAUCCCUUUUUCAUGAUGCAUUUGGGGAGGCUGGUUUGAUUAUUUUGGUGGAACUGAUUGAUGAACCUCAUCAGCAAAAUGAUGCAAACAAUGAUGGAAACCAAGACAACCAUCAAAACAUUGACAACCAGGGCAACAAUCAACAAGAAGAAAACCCAGGCAAUGUUGAAAACAACAGUGAUACAGAAAGCAAUGACACUGAUGGGGAUCAUAGUGAAACUGCUGAAAACAAUAGAAACAGCAGCAGUGUUAGUGACUUAAAUGGCAUAAUUGGAUGUCACAUAGACAUUUUCAAUGAUGGCAUUGUUGAAAAUAGUGGGGAAGGGGAGAAGACCCCCUGUCUGAAGUGUCUCAGAGGAGGUCAAGAGACGAGGAAGAACCAGAGCUUGAGGAGGGGGACAGUUGGUGGAAGGACCUCUCCGACAGCAGCAGUGACAGUGACAGUUCUUACCACAAAAUUACUAACAAGUAUACUGGAAAAAGUCCUGUCAAACAUCAAGGUGCAGGUCCAGAUCUUAGAGAAGAAGAACCGCAGCCAGGUCCUUUCAGGAAACGAUCAGGGGGAAGUGCUAGAGAACAAGAUGAGGGCCGCAAAAAGUCCAGAUGGAGUUCAGAGAACACCAUGA
Molecule: messenger RNA, 630 nt
Organism: Xyrichtys novacula (pearly razorfish)
Lineage: Eukaryota; Metazoa; Chordata; Actinopteri; Labriformes; Labridae
Source: the annotation of a GenBank genome assembly